This is a messenger RNA of Lates calcarifer (barramundi perch), 3076 nucleotides long. RefSeq names its product arfaptin-1. Gene Ontology annotation, biological process: regulation of Arp2/3 complex-mediated actin nucleation; intracellular protein transport. Gene Ontology annotation, cellular component: trans-Golgi network membrane. Lineage: Eukaryota; Metazoa; Chordata; Actinopteri; Centropomidae. The transcript has 8 exons. Gene Ontology annotation, molecular function: phospholipid binding; protein domain specific binding. The coding region runs from base 342 to 1193 and encodes 283 amino acids. The record is from RefSeq and is a predicted model, not a curated record.
UCCUCUGUAGGAGAGAAAAAAACCGACUCGAUAAGGAAACAGUUCCGGGUGUGUUUGACUCUUCCCUGCUUUGGCUUCUCAACUUUUUAUUUUGCAGUUGUGUUAACAUUAAAAAUGAGGAGUUAAUGCAGGAAUAAGAAGAAAACCAGACGUUUGGAAGAAGUUUUUAAAGUUGCGAAGAAGAAGAAGCAGAUGGAGGUGGCAGAGCAGAGAGAAGACGGAAUGUGGCGACAUCCAGCACCACAGAGGAAGAAACUCCUCCCACGAAAUCAAACAGUAACUGCAACCAUGCCGACAACAGUGCUAACUCCAAUCCAGCUGAGGCCAAACCUGAGGUCACCAUGGAAAUGGGGGAGGGCAAAGACCUCCCAGUGACACCACAGAAACCAGGAAGUGGACCUGUGGUUGUUCAAGCCAACAACAAGAACCCAGCGAGCGAGAAGCUGGAGAAAGUUCGCAAGUGGAGCAUCACCACAUAUAAAUGUACCAAACAGGCGCUGUCGGAGAAGCUCGGUCGUGGAUCUCGUACGGUGGACCUAGACCUUGAGCCUCGCCUCGAGCUGCUCAGAGACGACCGACAACGCUAUGAACACAUGACCAAGCUGGCUCAGACACUGGCCAAUCAGCUUGCUCAGCUCUCAGUGACACAGAAGACCCUGGGGGACACCUUCACGGAGCUCAGCCUCAAAACGCCGACACUCAAUGUGGAGUUUGGUGCAAAUGCAGAGGCUCAGAAGUUUCUGUCAAAAAGUGGCGAGACUCUGACAGCGGCCAUUAAUUCCUUCACGUCUGACAUGAACACGCUGGUCAACAAAACCAUCGAGGACACCAUGAUCAACGCCAAGCAGUAUGAAGCCGCCAGGAUUGAGUAUGAUGCGUACCGAGUUGAACUGGAGGAGCUGAACCUGGGGCCUCGGGACACCGUCACCAUGCCCAAACUGGAGCAGGCCCAGAAAGCCUUCCAGAUCCAGAGGGAAAAGUACCAGAAGAUCAGGGAUGACCUGUCCGUUAAAGUCAAGCUGCUGGAGGAAAACAAGGUCAAAGUCCUCCAUAACCAGUUAUGGCUGCUCCACAGCGCCAUAGCAGCUAACAGUUUAUCAUGUCACAGUUUCCUCCAGCAAAACAUCCAACAGGCUGGAGAAAACUUCAGCAACCCCAGCAUGGAAGCUCCCUCCUGGCUGGAGGAAAGUUGACCCAACAAAACAGCAAUGAAAAUUCACCAAAUGGCAGGUGGACAGAUGUGGGUUUGGUGGAUAUUUUGGGAUUCAUGGAAGCUAGUGUGGGAAAAUUUUAGGAGAAGCUUGAAUUGGGAAAUUCAGACUAGAAAUGUUCAAAUGUAUGUGAAAUUCUAGGAUAACUAGUUAGGUAAGCAGGUAGUUUAUUUAUACAAGAGUGGAAUUUGAUUCUGUGGGUUUGGGAUGGAUUUCCAGUAUCUGGAAAGCUUUGGAAAACUCAAGUGUUUGCCACAGAUGAGUGGUUUAGAGGGGACUUGGGAAGUUCAGUGAGUUUUUUUCCGGCUCUCAAAACGUUGUAGAACUGUAUAAAAGUCUUGGAAAGUUUUGAACAUUUUUCUUAGUAUUCUGAAAUUCUGAUUAGGACCAAAGGUUCUCAAGAACUCCCUCUUUCUAUACCAUACAUACCCUCACAGAUAUACAGUACUUAUGACUUCUGACCUGUUUAACAAGCACACACAUAUACAUAUGUACCCCUCCUGGUUUUCCUUCCUCUGUGUCAGUGUGUUGGGGAGUAAAUCCAUCUAAUCCUCUGUGAGGCACUAAGCCUUUCUUUGAACUUUAAAAAUCCUCAGCCACUGCAGUCAGAAACUCACAGCGACUAAAAGUCCCUCGACACUUCACUGCUGGAAAAUAGCUUCACUGUUCAUAAGGGCUGGUAUGUUCCUCAAUUCUGCACCACUUCAUUCAUCUUUUAUUGAAUCUUUGGCUUCCCUUGUUCUUUUUUAUUAGCGAAGAAAACAUUCAGGCAGCAGCUUCUCAUUGACUGUCACUUAUGCUGGUUUAGAUACGUCUAAUAUUAAAUACAUCUACCGUCUCAUUCAUAUUUGAUAAAAUGCUACCAAACCCCAACCAUAGCACCAACUGGUUAUGUGUUGUGGAAAGACUGAGAUGGUUGACUCAUUGAUAGAUGUAGUUCCAGAACCAUUUCAAUCCAGUCAUUUCUAUCUCUGGUUAGUGAUGAGCCAAAAAGUGUUGCUAUACAUCAACGAUGUUGUCUCAUUCAUUGGUAAACAAAGGAUGGUUGUAGCCAGUCUUUCAGGCAACAUUUCAUCAGUAGCCAACAUGUUAGGGUUUAUUUACCAUCUGUCCAAUCAAACGCUAUAUCAUCAUCAGUCCAUAAGCUUUUUUAAAAAGUUUAAACCUCAACUUGUUAAGUUGCUACACAGAUACAAUGUCAACAGAACCAUCAUUAAACUUUAAAACCAGUAUAUUCCGUUAACACACCAUGCAGUUUUGCUUAAAAGGUUUUGAAUCACGUAAGUGAGUUUUUUCAGUUUAGCUAAAAAUGCUAAAUAAAUGUGCCUUCUUUUUCUAUUCAAGACCAAAAAUUCACUUUCUGUCUGUUGUUGUAACCAUUUGGUGGCCAUAAUAAUGGAAACACCUUAACGAUUUGAUGCAACCAAAUGUAACAGCCAGACAUUUGUGAAGCUUAAAUGUUAUGCUUUUGUUCAAUCUGGGUCAAAGAGGUUUAAAAUCAACUUAGUGAAUUUUGAGGCAAUAUUGAAUCAGCUUGUUAAAUAUUCCAGUUAUUGUAUCCACCUACUGUAUUUUCUUGCACUCUUUGCACUCUAAAGCAUAAUCUGCCUUAACUGUUUCCCAUGAUAAUAUGUGACCAAAAAUGUUUUGUUAACUUGUAUGAUUGUGUUUUUGUUUGUGUCACUGUACCUCAGGCCUGACAACAACAAAAACAACAGCUAUGCAGUGAGUGUGGAUGCUUUUGUGCAAUAAUGUCCCAAAAACCUUCUUGCCUUAAAAAGGAUAUUUACACUGCCAUUUACCUCUUUCUUUCCUUGUGUCCUGUAAAACUGUCCCAUCUGUAUUAAAUUUUGUCUUAAAAGGAA